Messenger RNA from Dovyalis caffra, 1134 nucleotides. The record is from the annotation of a GenBank genome assembly. Lineage: Eukaryota; Viridiplantae; Streptophyta; Magnoliopsida; Malpighiales; Salicaceae.
AUGGCAGCAAAAUUUGCCUUCUUUCCACCAAAUCCACCAUCUUACACCAUAUUAGUUGAUGAAGAAACUGGAAAACUUAGGCUCUCAUCAGAUGUACUCCAACAGAGGGACAACGUGGAUGUUUUGAAGUUAUGUACCCAGAAAGGCAAUGAGAUUGUUGCCAUGUAUGUGAAGAAUCCUUCGGCUUCAUUGACAGUGUUGUAUUCUCAUGGCAAUGCUGCUGAUAUCGGCCAGAUGUAUCAUAUUUUCACUGAGCUUAGCUCGCACCUUAAUGUUAAUCUUAUGGGGUAUGAUUAUUCUGGCUAUGGACAGUCUUCUGGAAAGCCAAGUGAGCAUGACACCUAUUCUGACAUAGAGGCUGCAUAUAAAUGCCUUGAAGAGACAUAUGGAGUGAAGGAGGAAGACAUUAUAUUGUAUGGUCAGUCAGUGGGGAGUGGACCUGCUCUUGAAUUGGCUACACAUUUGCCUGAAUUAAGGGCCGUCGUUCUUCACAGUCCAAUCCUGUCUGGCCUCCGAGUCAUGUAUCCUAUCAAGAAAACAUUCUGGUUCGACAUUUACAAGAAUAUUGAUAAAAUUCCGCUAGUCAAUUGCCCAGUUCUUGUAAUUCAUGGAACGGAAGACGAAGUUGUGGAUUUCUCUCAUGGGAAGCAGCUCUGGGAGCUUUGCAAAGAGAAGUAUGAACCAUUAUGGCUUAAAGGAGGAAACCACUGCAAUCUGGAACUCUACCCAGAGUACUUGAAGCAUCUCAAGAAGUUCGUGUCUGCCAUCGAAAAACUGCCGCCACAUCUUAGAAAUGCAUCAGCACAAAGUACCGAUCAACCUGAACAGCCUUUGAAUAUUGCAGAACAUGAUGCGGAAAAGCCAAGGCCAAGCACAGAUCAUAAAGAGAAGGCCAGGCUUAGUAUUGGACACAGAGAAAAAUCCAGGCUAAGCACCGAGAGUAGAGAGAAAGCGAGAGCCAGCACUGACAGAAGAGAGAGGACACGAAAGAGCAUUGAUCGCAUGGGAAAAGCAAGAAAUAGCACAGAUCAGCCAGAGAAAGCGAGGAACAGCUUCGACCGGUUGGGAGACAUGGUGAGGUCUGUUGGAUUGUGCAAUGUUGAUUGUCUUAAGCAGGCAGCCGCGGAGGCCUGA